This is a messenger RNA of Histoplasma mississippiense, 1545 nucleotides long. RefSeq lists its product with no specific name. The transcript is spliced from 2 exons. The record is from RefSeq and is a predicted model, not a curated record. NCBI's taxonomy places the organism in Eukaryota, Fungi, Ascomycota, Eurotiomycetes, Onygenales, Ajellomycetaceae. The coding region runs from base 1 to 1545 and encodes 514 amino acids.
AUGGCAUGGGGAGGCGUACGGCUUUCUCGUAAAGAAUCCGUGUAUUCUCAAGCAUCCCAGCUUAUCAAAGGAGUUGCACCAUUCGAUGAAAAAUUGUGGAAUAAUGAAUACCAAGCUAAAGAUGCUGACUACAACUUGGGUGUCCAUAUUGCCAAUGAGCUGUCGUUCACAUCCUCGUUUACCGAUCGACAGAUUGACGAUUUUGCUCCCGACAACUGGUGGAACAGGCUAGGCACAGAUUCUUUUGGCAACGCUCGUCAAACAGCCAGAAAGGACAAAGAUCAAAAAAAACUUGUAUCGGAAAUAUCACCGCAUCCAGCAGAGAAGGAUGAGGCUUCGCAUAGUGACGACGAUGAAUUUCAGACUAUGGAAACUCCACCAAGGCUGAGAAGCCCCAGUCGUAGCAAAACCAAACAUGAUAACCUUCACAAGUCUCCUAAGUCUAUAGGGAGAAGUCAUGUCGAAUCAGAUCAAGAUUCAGUAGAAGAAAGCCUUGAAACCCCCACGAGCUCUAAAAAUAGGAGUAAACACAAAACAAACAUUGCAGGCCAUCCCCCCAAAAAGAAAGUACAGGCGUCGAGUUCCGCUGAAACCACUGCUUCUGAAGAAGAUGGAAAUUACGUUCGCUCAGCAUCAAGGCAUAGGUCGAAAUCCAAGGGCCUCGGAAAUAUCGGUGGUAGACAUCCCCCGAGACGGAAACAAUCACUGAUGGAAUUAGCAGGAUCCACACAAUCUGAAGCUGAAUAUGAAGCCCCAACUAAUCCAAAAACAAUCUCAAAAACUAGGGGAAGUCUUUGGGCCAUCGGCGGGAAGAAAAAGACGCAGAGACCAUUUCAGGAAAGUCCGAUCGGAUCCACGGCAUCUGAUAUUUCUGAUGCCCCCGGAACAACGCCAAAUUCAAAUCCAACGAAGCAAACUGUCGACAACGACACGCCCACAGAAUCGGAAAAUGAAGCCGAUCUAUCUACUUCGCGACCAGUUCAACAUACACUACCAGAGCCCAACGUACCGACAUCCUCUCCACCGUUAAAGCCACAAUCUGAAUCCCGUGGCAUAGGGGCAAUUGGUCAGAUAGGUGGUAAGAAGAAACAGCCCGAACCCAGCUCACCUUCAAGUGAACCUAAAACUGCUAAACCAAGACAUCUCAACGACGAUCAUGAUGGGAACGGUGAUGAAAGGGAAUCACCACCAGUGUUCCUCCCCGGCCCCGCAAAACUUAAACACCAAGGUGGCAAGCUGGGGAUGAUUGGCGGCCGUGGGGCGCCCGCUGCAUCAAACUCACGUAAGGAACGAUCGCGAAGCCAGGAGGUGCCAGAGUUGUCACCGCCCCCUAAACCUGCAAUGGCUCCAGGAGAUUCAGACCAACCACGAGCAGAGCUUGGAGAGAAAGAGGUGGAAGCUAAACAGGAAAUAAAAGACGAAACUCCGGAGGAACGAGCAAACCGGAAACGAGAGGAGUUGAGGAAACAGCUGGAAGCGAGAAAUAAAAGUGGAGGUACUAGGCCUGGUGUCGGUGGACCAGCGAAGAAGAGGAGGCGGUUUUAA